Tuber aestivum (summer truffle) is the source of this 1274-nucleotide messenger RNA. The record is from the annotation of a GenBank genome assembly. NCBI's taxonomy places the organism in Eukaryota, Fungi, Ascomycota, Pezizomycetes, Pezizales, Tuberaceae.
AUGACGACCUCGUGUGUGCGUUAAUAAGUUGCGGGGUCCCCCCAGAUCAUGCCGAUUCUUCCUAUUCAGCUCUCCUAACACGCGCGGUCGAGGCGGAGAGUGUGAAGGUCGUUAGGUUUCUAAUUGGGCGGGACGACGUAGAGGUUAAUGUCGAAUCGUACGAGUACAAUCUGAACGUCCCGCUCGGUUGGAAAACUCCGCUGUUAGCUGCCGUCUCCUCCGGGAAUGCGGAAAUGGUCAGAAUCCUCCUUGGGCAUCCGAGGACGGACGUAAACCUUCGUGUACACUUCAGAUAUACCCCUAUUGCCCUCGCCGCGUCUAACGGAAAUGUCUCCGUAUUUCGCCUCCUCAUACAAGACCCACGCGUGGACCCGAACAGGUUCGGUAGUUCCGGGGAGAACCCGUUACUAAACGGCGCCCGCUCCGGGGAAAUUUCUAUAGUAAGAGAACUGCUCGCGGACCCAAGAGUCGACGUCAAUGUCGUAAGCCGCGACCUAGAAUCAGCGAUCCAUACCGCUGCGCGAUACGGACACCCGCACAUCCUCCGACUCUUGGUGGAAGAUGGAAGAAUAGACGUGAACGCCUUAAGCGGCUGCGGUUGCACGCCACUAGAACUAGCGAUCAAAGGUUUCCGGUCAGGAGAGUCUGCAGACCAGGCGGCGCGGGAAUGUGUGCGUUGUAUUCUCUCGCACAAAAGCUUCGACCCAAGCACAAAGAAUAGAUGGAACGGUACGGCGCUGCAGGUAGCAGUGUCCUCCACAACUCCCGGUAUUUCCAGGAUAUUACUCGCGGAGGGGAGGUUCGACGCCAAAGCUGUUAACGAUGCGGCCCUGAAUCUGCCCUUCUCACCAUCUCCGGUUAAAGGGAAAUGUCUACAAGGGUUUUUACGGGAUCCCCGACUCGAUGUCAACUUCCGGAAUUCGGGAGGUGAGACAAUAUUGCAUUGCGCAGCUCGUAGUGACUCGCUAGGAAUGAUGUGGAUAUUGCUUGAAGAUGGGAGGUUUGAUUUUAACGCUAUUAACAAUUGUCUGGAGACACCGCUGCAUGUGGCAGCUCGUCGGGAGCAGGGUGGUCUUGCCUGGCUGUUGUUUAUGAAGCGUGGUGGUGGGGGGGUUGAUGUUGCGUUGAAAAAUUGUAACGGGGAUACAGCAUUGGACGUCGCGGUUAAGGGCGGAUUUCAAGAAACUACGCUUGUUUUGCGAGGGCACGAGCCGGUGCAUAAGGACGGGAUUGUUCAACGUGUCAACGAGGAGAUUUGCUUUGAACCCAUGUAA